AUGCCACUAUUUGGCUCUUCAUUGGUGGUUUCGAUGAUAGGUCAGUUCAAAGUUUCGUUUAGAACUCGACUUUUUCCCGAGCGUUAUCAUUAGUUGGCGACGUUUCUCGAAAGUUUGAUAAUCUGUUCUUUGUUUCAUUUCUUUUUUUAGUCAGGAAGUCUGUCAAUCCCAUUUUCUCGACUGUCUAUUAAUUCUUUCAAAUGGUUUUGAAGAUUUUUCGCCUUUUUUUUCAAAAAAAAAGUCUGUCAUCUUGUUGAAUCAAGAAACCAAAAUCUUUUUUGAACACGUAUUUUUUUUCUAGCAAGUAUUUUCUCGACUGUCCAUAAAUUGUCGGCGUCAUGAGAUUUUUUUUAAAAAUUGUUUUAAAGAUUUUUCGCGUUUUUUUUUCAAUAAAAUUCUGUUCUUUUUUUAAAUCAAGAAACUAAAAUCUUUUUCUAGCAAGUUUCUCUUUAUUUAAACAUCGAUUAAAGUUCAAAGUUUCUGAGGACCAAAUUGACCGAUUUUUCAACUACACAAAGCCUUAAACAAUAGGUAUUAAAACCUCUAGAUUUGGUUACUGUAAUCUGAGUGAGCCAUGACUUUCGGCCAUUGCGUUUACACGCCCAAGUGAUUCCAACUUUUCAGUAAAUUGACCUUUAGUUUGUGGCUCCGCCCACUUUGUAAUUGUUUUUAUCCGUAUUGCGGGUGUACUUAUACCAAGUAGUCGAGUGGACACAAGGAAAUGUCGACGAGUUGCAGAGAACUGGGAGAAAUGGCUGCGGUUGCCGUUUCGCAGAAGUCGACGAUUCGUCCGCAGAGUCCCGUCGUCGAACUUCCUGGCGUCAGAGGACGGCCUUUCGUAAGAUUUUUUUUCUCGGUUCCUUGGGUCUUGUGUUCAUCUUUCAUUUCAUGUGGAACUUAUUCGGUUCAACUUCUGAUUUGAUCUAGAAUCUUGUUGAAAUUGUGAAAGGGGAUCGAACCUGUAGGGUCGAAUUUUCAAGGUAAACAAGACGGAAGAGUUUUUUUCUUUCGAGGUCGAAAACUGAUACUUUAAAAUAUCAUUUUCAUUAGACCAAUUCAGCUACGAUUAGUAAAGUUUCUUGAGAAUUUGGUUUUCAAAAAAGUAAAGAUUUUUUUUGAGGACAUUAUUUAUCGCUUUUAAAUAAAUUUUUUGUUUAAGAUUCUUCGGACGGCGGUGAUCUUGAGGAAAAGCACCCGAUGGCAGUGGGAGAAGCAAAAAAACGGGUAAAUCGGACGUCGAACUCAAAAAGUUUGUUUUAUUCCAUUUAAUUGUGAAAUGAAUUUUAAGAAAUGUAAGUCUUGUUUUUUUUUUGGCUACUCUCCCUCUCUGACCAGGGAACUUUCUCUUCACUCUUUCCCUCGUCACAAAAGAUACUUGUGAAAAGAGAUUAACAAAAUCGAAAAGUCUCGAAACGGGUGUUGACCGAAGCCGAAAAUAGUAUGUUCAUGAAGGGAAAAGAGCCUGUUCCGCCAAGUCGCACUAACGCGAUAACGGAUCCCAUAAAGUUGAUCGAAUUCAUUAGUGUGGGCUAUUAGGGUCAAGUGCAAAUUUUUUGUUUUGGAGAGGAAAAACAAACUAAAGGGCUUCAGGUAUUUGUCAUCAACUGGCUCUAAUACGGCCGAAAUACUCGAGAACGAGAAAAAGCAGGUCGACGCCGUCACAGAAAUCGUCGCUCGUCUCCAGUUCGUUUUCCUUUUGAAUUGAGCAGCAGCCUCAGAAGCUCUAUUUUACUCUGUUUGAAAGCAAUUUCAAGUCCUUGGCGUUGAAUUUGGUAUGUAUGACGUGUGAAGCAGUGCGUUAGUUUAGAAUCAGGGUUGCACGAGAAGUGACUUUUUGAAACAAAGAAGAGAUAUAGAAAAAGAAACCCAUUUGUGAGUACAAAAAACUUAGGUGAACAAGUCAAAGUUUUUCGUAACAUUAUUGAGCAGAUAGGAAAGAAACAUGAAACGAGAUAAAAUUUCGAAAUUCAACGAAAAUAAUAAAAAAGUUUCCAAAAAAAUCGAAACUUCAAAUUUCAGAUCUGUUUUUGAUAAAAAAACCGUUUUUCGAGUGUUUUCGGCCACAUUUAUGCCAUUUUAACCGUCAAAUUCCGAUUUACUUUGCUCUUGGUGCAUCGGGACUAUCACAUAUUACGCCAGACAUUGGUUCUUUUCCACCUACUAUGUAUUGUUUCUAUCUCGGAAUUUAUCGAAAUUUUUGAGACAAGAAGAAAGUUGGUCUCGAAAAAUAGAGACAAAAUCGAGAAGUACGAAUUUCGUUUCUAGACGAGAACGAGACAAGUCUCGUGCAACCUUGUUCAGAAUUGUCUCAAUCUGAAAAUUGAUUAUUUUCCUAUUCGAACAAGAAUCUUGAUUUGAAAACUGAAAAAAAGUCGGAAAAGAUUUGGUUCAGUAAAAAAUGCAGCAGUGCCCUUUUUUUUAUCAUCCAAUCGUAUAAAACAGAGUACAUUCUGUAGAAUUUCGUACCUUUUCAAGUUUUCACCUUUUUAUUUCUCCAGCGAAGAGAACAUUACCACAAAGGUCGUGAUGCAAAACGAGCUGAGCGACGCCUUGCCAGCGGAUAUCAUCAUUUCUGCAGGUAAUAUAACUGGAAGGUUUUGCGAACAAGUUCCGUUCCCAGGAGGCGACGGAACUUUUUUGGCAGCGGCGAGUGCCGUCAAAGACGACACUCCGGUCAUUGGCGUCAACACGGAUCCAGUCGGGUGCGAAAUCUUUUCAUUUCAUGUUUCAAACAACGGCUGAAGCUCUCAAUUUCUUCACAACUAUCUCGAGUGUUUUCAGGUCGGAAGGUCAUUUAUGCGUUGGUGGGAAGAACCCGCCUCGGGAUCUUAUUAGCCAACUCGUCGAUGGAAAACUGAAGUUUGUUUCAUUUUCUGUUUCAGGUAAUUUUGUAAAACUAUUCAAAAACAGUUUAAUAAAAGUUACGAAAAAAGGUUCUGACUGAACAAAGUAUAAAUCUAUAUUUGACUGAACAAAGUAUAAAUCUAUAUUUUAAAAAGGUUGAGGUUAUCGAGGGAUUUCAAUUGGAACAUUUUUAAUUGAAUUUUCGUACUUUCUCUGCUAAACCGACAACCUCUGUUUUUAUUUUCAGAUGGAUUCGUCGGAGCCGAAUUCGAGUGACCGUUAAAGACCCGAAGAACCGCUUCUUCCAUUCAAAGAAAACCACCACUAAUCUGGCUCUGAACGAAGUUUUCGUCGGCGAAAACGAAGCCGCCAAAGUGUCGACCUACAAUAUCUCGAUCGAUGAUCAGAACAUGGUUAAGCAGAAGAGCAGCGGACUCAUUGUGACCACGGGAACUGGAAGCACCAGCUGGUGAGCUGCGCGAGUCCAAAAUGGUCCUACUCAUGUUGCCCAGGUAUCUCGGCAUGAACAGAGUCGAAGAAGCGACGGUGACGUCAUUGAUCGAGGUGCUCCAAGGGAUGGGAAUGGAGGUCCCCAACAGCCGAUCUAUCGUGAGCGAGGUCGUCAAUCGGUACAAUGGCAAAAUUCCUUUCGAACCCGACCAUCCGAGUGAGUUUCGCGCCAAAAACGUCUUUUCUGUUAGCGGAACUUGACAUUUUUUUAAACUGGCAUGCCCAAGUUUUGGAAAACCGAAUUUUAAUACUGAUAAUGUUAGAAUCCGUGACGAUUUCCACAGAAAAUUUGAGAUUUUCAGCUAUUUUACAUAUUUUUUUAAAUUUGUAUUUCAAUCGAAGUUUGGGAAAAUUGAGGUAAAAUGUAUUCAAUUAACGAGUUUUUAUACAGGAUUACCUGGGUUGGAGGAACCGUGUCUUUUUUCAGACUUUGCGUUUUCGAUCCGGGAGCCAAUUUUCAACGCCACGUUCAACCGGACGGCGACACGCGGCUACGCUCGCAAGAUCCGACUCGAGUCGCGUUGCUCCGACGGCUUCCUCGUCCUCGACGGCGCCACCAAGAUUCCUUUUCCACGCGGCGCCACGGCCACUCUGGAAAUCAGCGCCGGCGACUCUCUUCUCACCAUCACUUGA
Messenger RNA from Caenorhabditis auriculariae, 3987 nucleotides. Lineage: Eukaryota; Metazoa; Nematoda; Chromadorea; Rhabditida; Rhabditidae. The record is from the annotation of a GenBank genome assembly.